This is a messenger RNA of Echinops telfairi (small Madagascar hedgehog), 1640 nucleotides long. It is a transcript of the gene STAMBPL1, whose product is annotated as STAM binding protein like 1. The record is from RefSeq and is a predicted model, not a curated record. The transcript has 10 exons. NCBI's taxonomy places the organism in Eukaryota, Metazoa, Chordata, Mammalia, Afrosoricida, Tenrecidae. Bases 52 to 1365 code for a protein of 437 amino acids. Gene Ontology annotation, biological process: protein K63-linked deubiquitination. Gene Ontology annotation, molecular function: protein binding; metal-dependent deubiquitinase activity; K63-linked deubiquitinase activity. Gene Ontology annotation, cellular component: membrane; endosome.
AUGAAGUGAUUGAGAGACACGGCGAACACCUCCAUCGGUAGACAGGAAACCAUGGACCAGCCGUUCACUGUGAACUCCCUGAAAAAGUUGGCUGCUAUGCCUGACCAUACAGAUGUUUCCCUGAGCCCAGAGGAGCGAGUCCGCGCCCUGAGCAAGCUUGGUUGUAAUAUUACAAUCAGCGAAGAUAUCACGCCGCGCCGCUACUUCAGAUCUGGAGUAGAAAUGGAGAGGAUGGCGUCUGUGUAUUUGGAAGAAGGGAAUUUGGAAAAUGCCUUUGUUCUUUAUAAUAAGUUUAUAACCUUGUUUGUAGAAAAGCUCCCCAACCAUCGGGAUUACCAGCAGUGUGCAGUUCCCGAGAAGCACGACAUCAUGACGAAACUGAAGGAGAUUGCAUUCCCAAGGACAGAUGAAUUGAAAAAGGACCUUUUAAAGAAAUAUAACAUAGAAUACCAAGAAUAUUUGCAAAGCAAAAACAAAUAUAAAGAAGAAAUUCUCAAAAAGUUGGAGCACCAGAGGUUGAUAGAGGCAGAAAGGAGGCGGAUUGCGCAGAUGCGGCGGCAGCAGCUGGAAUCCGAGCAGUUUCUGUUUUUCGAAGAUCAACUCAAGAAGCAGGAAUUAGCCCGAGGUCAGAUGCACAGGCAGGAAGGCCCGGCCGCCCCGGCUGAGCAGAUCGAUGGAAGCUCGCUGUCCUGCGUCUCCACGCACCACAACAACGCCGUGCUGAACGUGUUUGUGGAGCAACCGAAGAAGAGCGGCGCCACCAGCCAGGCUGCCCACUCGCCUCCCGUGAACAGGGCCUUGAAGCCGGCGGCCACUCUAAGUGCGGUCCAGGAUUUAUUGGUGGAAGGACUGAGAUGUGUGCUCUUACCAAUGGAUCUCUGCCACAAAUUUCUGCUGCUGGCAGAGUCUAAUACAAUCAGAGGAAUGGAAACCUGUGGAAUCGUCUGUGGAAAACUGACACAUAAUGAAUUUACUAUUACCCACGUAAUAGUGCCAAAGCAGUCUGCAGGACCAGACUACUGCGACAUGGAGAAUGUGGAAGACUUAUUCAGUGUUCAGGACCAACACGAUCUCCUCACUCUGGGAUGGAUUCACACACAUCCCACCCAGACGGCAUUCUUAUCCAGUGUGGAUCUUCACACCCACUGUUCCUAUCAGCUCAUGUUGCCAGAAGCUAUUGCCAUUGUUUGCUCCCCAAAGCAUAAUGACACUGGCAUCUUCAGGCUCACCAAUGCUGGCAUGCUGGAAGUUUCUGCCUGUAAAAAGAAGGGCUUCCAUCCACACACCAAGGACCCCAGGCUGUUCAGUAUAUGCAAACAUGUGCUGGUAAAAGACAUAAACGUAAUUAUGCUGGAUCUCAGGUGAUAUGCUCGGAAGAUUAGCACUGUCAGUUCCAGACACCUACCCGUGGACAGGUGGUUGCCGGAUUUUCUUAAGCUGUUUUCAGAAAUGACUGAUAUUUUAUAUUUAUACAUUUUGGAUCAGAAAGUUUGAUAUUUAUUGCUCUCUUGCACAUUUGACUUCUCCCCCCCAUGUUUGGUUGUUCAAUCUCAAGAGAAGUUGAGAAGUUAUGUAUUCAGUACCUAUUAAUGUACCCAGAUACUAUGACCUGAUAAUAAAUUGUGCUGCAAACAACAAAA